UGCUGUUAAGUAACACCCUUUCAAGAAUCUAGAAACAUCCCUGCGCUUCCACGUCCGGUCAAGCUAGUUCCCGCGACGUCGCGUUCCACUACGUCAUCUAUCACUAUAAUUAAUCGCCAUCUCACCUCACCGAACGUAAAGUCGUGGGAUUAUUCGAUAAUUGCUGCCAUGGCACCGCAUAGCCUAUUAGACGGCCACGAGGAUGGUCCCGUCGGCAACGGAUUCUCGCACAACGGUUCUCAUGCCGAGUCGAACGCACAACUAAGCAACGGUGUCUCAUAUACCCAGUCGCACCUGAAGAGGACGGCGCCAGAGAGCGUGCAUGAUUUAGUCUGCGUCGGAUUCGGGCCCGCCAGCCUCGCGGUCGCGGUCGCUCUACACGAUUCCAUCGACCGCGGGAACCUCUCGAAAACGGGAGACGCAUCGCCGCCGAAAGUCCUCUUCCUGGAAAAGCAGCCGCGUUUCGCGUGGCACGCCGGGAUGCUCCUCCCGGGCGCGAAGAUGCAGAUAUCAUUCGUCAAAGAUAUGGCAAGCUUGAGGGAUCCGACUUCGCAAUUCACCUUCCUAAACUACCUCCACAAGAACGGCCGCCUCGUCGAAUUCACUAACCUUAACACGUUCUUGCCUGCGAGAGUCGAAUACGAGGACUACCUCCGAUGGUGCGCGAGUAGCUUCGACGACGUCGUCCGCUAUAAUACGGAAGUCGUCUCAGUCUCUCCCGACAAGGUUUCAGAAUCCGCAGGUUCGGUCUCUACCUUCACAGUCACGUCGAAGAACGUUAAAACGGGUGCCUUGACGAGCUACAAGGCCAGGAAUGUCUUGUUGGCCAUCGGCGGGCAGGCCUCGAUUCCGAAGUGCCUUCCUUCAAACCACCCUCGAGUAAUCCACUCUUCCCAAUACUCUCAUCUCGUGCCGCAGAUCCUCGACAAGCGAGAUUCCCCUUACCGCGUAGCCGUGGUCGGGGCGGGACAGAGCGCGGCCGAGAUCUUUAACAACGUCCAGACUCUCUACCCGAAUUCUCGGACGUCGCUGAUCAUGCGAUCCGAGUUCCUCAAGCCUAGCGACGAUUCGCCUUUCGUCAAUUCUAUCUUCAACCCGUCGUUCGUGGACUCUCUAUAUCAGAGAUCUGCCGAGAGCAGACAUUCCUUGUUAGAAGGUGCGCGAAGCACCAACUAUGGAGUGGUGCGCCUAGAACUUAUCGAGCGCCUUUACGAACGGAUGUACGACCAGAGACGGGAGAUCGGUAGCGACGAGCGGAAGUGGCCGCAUCGCAUCCUAAACGCUACCGACGUCGUCGGCCUCGACACGAAGGCGGACCAGCUGCGACUCACCGUCCGCCCUCUAGAUCCGACAAAGCAAGACAACUAUAGAUCGAGCGAGAACGGCCUCGGAAAUAGCGCGGAUGAGGUCCUAGACGUAGACCUCGUCAUCGCAGCAACCGGCUACCAGCGACAAUCUCAUCUCACCAUGAUGGAAGACGUGGCCGACCUGUUGCCUAAAGCCGACGAGUCGAACGGAGCUCCUGCGAGAGGGGGAUUCGGGUCAAAAUUCUCCGAAUCCAGGAUCAGAGAUCACGCAUUACGAGUCUCACGCGAUUAUAGCGUUCAAUUCGCCCCCGGGAAAGUAUCAUCGGGAUCCGGCAUUUGGCUUCAAGGAUGCUGCGAGGGAACGCACGGGCUGAGCGAUACCUUGUUAUCCGUGUUAGCCACCCGCUCCGGAGAGAUCGUCAACUCGAUAUUCGGCGAGAGAGCAUAAGCUCCUAAAAUAACAUUCCAUCCGAACGAACGUCGUCUACGGCGAAUCGUGAUACAUAGUACAUAGAUAUGCAUAGUAGUAUUUUUCCAUAGAGACCGCCGGAGAGACUGAGAUACGGCAAAGAGAGUCGAAAGCGAUAUAUUUGCAUCGAGACACCGGGGUAACGCACGUCUUGUUUGGGCGGCAUCUAAGCCUCACGGUGAAAAAGUUCUGAGAUAGGGCAGUCACAUACCAUUUUGCCCGUAGGUAGUAAUAAAAUAUCAGUUUGGUUCACGAGCAGUUUAGCCUGGCGUACGAUGCCAUAUUCCUUGUAAGAUGUCAUUAUUUACCAAGGAACUUGGUUACCUACCUUGUACAUACCUGAG
Messenger RNA from Annulohypoxylon maeteangense, 2120 nucleotides. RefSeq names its product L-ornithine 5-monooxygenase. The coding region runs from base 169 to 1755 and encodes 528 amino acids. Gene Ontology annotation, biological process: intracellular iron ion homeostasis. The transcript has 3 exons. The record is from RefSeq and is a predicted model, not a curated record. NCBI's taxonomy places the organism in Eukaryota, Fungi, Ascomycota, Sordariomycetes, Xylariales, Hypoxylaceae.